Hemiscyllium ocellatum (epaulette shark) is the source of this 3514-nucleotide messenger RNA. It is a transcript of the gene tnip1, whose product is annotated as TNFAIP3 interacting protein 1. The transcript has 18 exons. Bases 127 to 2079 code for a protein of 650 amino acids. Gene Ontology annotation, biological process: negative regulation of canonical NF-kappaB signal transduction; cellular response to lipopolysaccharide; regulation of transcription by RNA polymerase II. Lineage: Eukaryota; Metazoa; Chordata; Chondrichthyes; Orectolobiformes; Hemiscylliidae. The record is from RefSeq and is a predicted model, not a curated record.
GAGGGAGGGAGGGAGGGGCAGGGCUGCCUCUACUCGGUCCGCAUUGGCAGCCAGUCGCCUGUUCCCAGCGAGAGCAGCGGAGGCAAGUGAAGGGAAGCAGCUGAAGUGGAUGAAGAGCAAGGACAGAUGAUGGACGGACAAGUCCCGUAUCGUAUCUAUGACCCUGGUGGGAGCAGCCGCUUACGAAUGAGUGAUGUCACCAGCGAGCCCGAGGUUAUCAAUUCCAUUUCCUACCAGCAACUGGUGGAAGAAAACCAUGUGCUGAAGGAGAGGAUGAAAGGCUUGAGGAGUUUAGGAAACCUGUUGGAGGAAUCUCAGGCUGAAGCAUUGAAGUUGCGACAGAAGGUGGACGAGCUGGCCCGCCAGGAUUCUCUGAAACCAACAAGUCUAUCAGCUCAGGAAAUAAAUGGCCCGGCUCUGACCAGUGAUGCACAAGCUUUUGGUCACCAACAUCAAAGUGAGUCAGACGAACGUGGCAAGCUGGUGGAAGAGGCCAAGGCUGAAGUGAAGGCUUCAUCAAGUGGUUCGUCCUCUGAGUUUGAAGUCGUGAGUGCAGAAGACAAAAAGGAUACAAGUGGAGAACAGGCAGAGGAGGUGCUGCAGAAGUUAGCGAUUGAAGAUGGAAACGUCUCUGUUCAUUUGCAGCGCCUGGAGAACUCGCUGUGCCUGUUUGCUGAGGAAACCAACAGGAAGGAGCUGCUAGCCCACCUGGGCCGAAUGGCUGUGGACUUCAAUCGUCUCUCUUCAAAAGUGCAGAAGAAUGAGUACAAGACUACCAUCCUGCAGACCCUUUGUGAACAGCUCCGUAAAGAAAAUGAAGAUCUUCGGAAGAAGCUGGACCAUGACCUGAACGACAAGAACCAGAUGAUGGAGAAGAUGAAGCACGAGAACCUGAAGUUGAAGAAAAUGAUGGCGGAGCAGAUGCAGCAGAGGGAGAUUGACCAGGCAGUUCCCACACUUGCUGUGGCCUCCAAAGAGGAGCCCGUAGCCAAGCCACUGGAAGGAGCAGCUCUCCAGCAGAAUGCAAAAACAACAGACCAACAAGACUCUGUGGACAAAAACACGAUGGAAAUCCUGGAAAAGAAAGUUGCAGCUCUGGAGGUGCAGAGGAAAGAGUUGUUGGAAGUGAACAAACAAUGGGAUCAGCAAUUCCGGAGCAUGAAGCAACAGUACGAGCAAAAGAUUGUGGAGCUGAGGCAGCGAUUGGCCCGGUCCCAGAAGGAGCUGAAUGAGCGCGAGAAUGGCUACGAGGAGAAACAGAGAGACUUCGACAGGAAGUUACUGCUGGCCAAGUCGAAGAUUGAGAAUGGAGAGAGCGAGAAGGAGAGGUGUCUAGCAGAGAUCAAGGAGCUGAAACAGAGGAACCAGUGUCUGCAGAACCAGCUCCUGCCUCUCACCAAACAGCGGGAAUACCAGGAAAAGGAAAUUCAGCGUCUCAACAAGGCCUUGGGUGAGGCUCUCACUGCACAGCCUUCAAGCCCACAGCCGGCUCCGUUCAGCAACACCAGUGACUCGUGUAUGAGUGCGAGAAGGACUGAGCUCCUCACCCAGAUCGAGGUGCUCAAGCAGCAGGUGAAAAUAUUUGAAGAGGAUUUUCAGCGGGAGCGCAGUGACCGAGAGCGGAUGAACGAGGAGAAAGAAGAGCUGAGGCAGAAACUGGAGAAGGUUCAGACACAGAUGACAUUGUUGAACACGCAGCUGAGAAUCUAUCAGGAAGAUUAUCAGGACGAGAAGUUGGAGAAGGAAAAAAUUCAGAGGCUGCUGAAGCAUCAGAAACAGGUCGCGGGUGACAGGAGGCCAUCGGACCCACCAGCUGCUGCCCCCGGGCCGUACUGCCCCCCUCCGUACCAAAUCCAAUACCCACCCCUGCCUCACCCCACCGCUGGCUUUGGGGGCUAUGACUGGCAGAUUCACUACCCACCUGCUGGACCUGGGGCUCAUGCCCAAUUCCGAGGGUCGGAGUUUCCCUGGAAUGCUGCAUUCCCACCAGCUCGGAGUCCACACCCUGCAGGGACAGAUCGGCCCAAGGCUGAUGGAAAAGAACCGACAUCUCCCAGGCUCGGGAAGGGGCAGCACUGAGGGAGGAGGCACCAAAUUAUUCCAAGCUGGCUCUGUGCAGUGUCCAGUGUUUAACCAUCCCAAGGUGACUGCACUCUACCUUCCUUCAACAGCAACACGGAUUGUGAAGACCUCAAUCUCCUGAGGUUGCUUGACGCUGUAGUCUUGAGUACAUUAGCAGAUACCACAGCACCCGAUUGGCUGGGCUGGUGCUGGGGGUGGGCUGGGUGAUGAUCCCUUUUGGUUUAUGUUGGGAAGCCUUCCUCUAUUUUCAUGUGCUGCCUGUCCUCCAUCUUGUUUCUCCCUUCCCUCCAUUUUGUACAGUCAGGUAAAGUUCAAUGGCGAGAGUCGACAACCCACCAUCCACAUUUGCAGACCAAAGGUGUGAGAAAAAGGUUCUUUCAAAAGCUUCUAAAGAUUCACUUGUCAAUAUACGACCUAUUGCUGUCUCAUCUCUCUUCCCCCAUCCAUCUCCUCGAUGUUUUAAUACCAAGUGAAUAUAAAACACAAUUUACUUUACAAACCUGAGGUGGUAACCUUUUAGGGUAAGGACCAUGAACGUUUUGUUUGGACAAAGUAUUGAAAGCAUUGUUUUGUAGAGUCUGAUUUUAUUCCUUACCCCACCACCAAGGGCCUGUAACCAAGGAGUAAACCCAUCGUUAGAAUCCCCUAUCAGCAUCUCUCUAAUUGAACAGGAUGACUCGAUUCAAGUGUUUUCAAGCAGAAAUGAUGCUAAGUGCCGCACCUUCCCAAACCGAUCCCCUGUCGAGGAUUUUGAAAUCUUGCCUCAUUGCCUGCUCCGUGACUGUUUGAUCUGGGCCAGGAAGCUCCCUGUCCCUCAGUGGGUCACCUAUUUUCUCCCAGCCUUGACCCAGACUGGGUCCAUCUUUCAAGUAUGCUUCAUGAGCUUGGGCCACGUGGUCAUCCUCUUCAAUAACUUGUGUUCAAAGGUCUCCUGCUCUCUGCCCCCUUCUUUUCCUGCCCACCCUUUCUCUACCCUUCUCUGUCUGCUAAUGGGGCCUUGCUGUGCAGAGAUGGUCCUCGAUUACAACUCAGUGUGCACUUCCCAUUGGCUGUGGUGCCCAUUGGGAUGGUGAAGGGGGAUAGAUAAAUGUUUGUUCUCUCUUCCCUUUUCCCCCUCUCAUGCUUCUGAAAUAUGAACAUUUCCUGCAGUAUCCUCAAUGCCAGACCUAAUCCCCGUCCUUUCCUUCAUAAAAUCGGCUUUAUUAGUCUCUGCUUACCCUGCACGGCCCUCUGAUUCUCCUCGGCCUUCCCCUCUCACUGCGCCUCGGAACAUGCGGGUAUCUGUCACCAGACGAAUGAUGACAAAUUGUGCUGUUGGACAAUGAUGGGCUCCAUGUCAGGGGUUGAUGGGAGACGUUUGUGUGAGAUGUUUGGAGUAGUCAGUCAAACUCAAUCUUUUAUUUUUUUUGUUCCAAUAAACUGAUUAAAUGUG